This is a messenger RNA of Staurois parvus, 322 nucleotides long. The record is from the annotation of a GenBank genome assembly. Lineage: Eukaryota; Metazoa; Chordata; Amphibia; Anura; Ranidae.
UUAAAGUGCAGUUCCACCCAGGGGCGUAUUUACCAAAAGGCAAACAAGGCAUUUGCCUAGGGCGGCAUUUUUCGGGGGGGCAGCACCGCCCCCCGGAAGAGGGGACAGAAGAAGGGACACAUGCAGCAUGGGGACCAGGUGGGAUCUGAGAGAGGCUGCAGGAUGCUUGAUGGUGUAUGCAGAGCCCAACUCUCUUCUUCUCAGGGAUGUCCGGUGCUGUAAAGGUGUGAGUGUCUUUCUCUCUCUCGCCAGGAAGGGGGAGCUGUAUUGGGGGAGGGGCAGGGGUGGUGUUGGUUAAUGUCAGGAUCUCUCCACCCGGGGG